AUGGCGUCUUCCGUGUAUUCCUCCCUGAACACGACACGCGCUAGAACCUUCGUGCAACGUUUGCCGCUUUUCACACGCCUCGUAAUUCUGAUUAUUUUUCUGGCUUGGGCUGUAGGAUUGCAGUCAACAUGGGAUACUCGGCAAUGGGGGUCACUGGUCCCUGACCAGCUAUCAUUCACUUCAGCUUAUCGGAUCAAUACCUUUCCUUUUAUCCAUGUCAAUCUUAUACAUACAAUCUUGAAUAUCCUGGCCCUAACGCCAUUGAUGGACCGAUUUGAAUCAGAGUUUGGCACUUUAACCUCGAUAUCCCUCUUCAUCGGCCCUCUGACAACUAUUCCUGCCAUUGCCUACACCAUUAUCGAGUUGCUUAUCCUCCGACGAAACACUCCGGUCAUGGGGGCUAGCAUCUGGGUCUUCCUUCUCCUUGGUGUCGAAGCCAUUCGGACAUACAAGACGAACCCUCAUCUGACAAUUGGCACGUGGAAGAUACCGACAUGGACAAUACCGCUGAUCGUAGCUGUCGUGGUCUCAGCUCUUGUACCUGGUACCAGCCUCCUAGGCCAUCUAUGCAGUCUUGGGGUGGGCUACCUUUUUGGACUCGGCUAUCUUAAGUUCCUUGCACCCCCUGAAUGGGCUCUGCGCUGGGUGGAAUCAAAGCUGAAUCUUCUCGGGCGUCUCCCGCACUACGUCAGCGUGGAUCAGAAGACAUACGGCCGUUUUGGCUUGUUGCCGUCAGGUGGGCACGCCAGCAAUAAUGUGCCGAUGUCUCUCGUUGGAUCAUCGCAGCGAUUAGGAGCUUAG
Messenger RNA from Verticillium nonalfalfae, 801 nucleotides. It is a transcript of the gene RBD2, whose product is annotated as putative rhomboid protease. Gene Ontology annotation, cellular component: membrane. Gene Ontology annotation, molecular function: serine-type endopeptidase activity. The record is from RefSeq and is a predicted model, not a curated record. NCBI's taxonomy places the organism in Eukaryota, Fungi, Ascomycota, Sordariomycetes, Glomerellales, Plectosphaerellaceae. The transcript is spliced from 5 exons. The coding region runs from base 1 to 801 and encodes 266 amino acids.